AUUUAAUUUAUUAUUUCUUUAUCAUUUCCAUUAAACAUAUUUAAUUAUACACAACAAGUUUGGUGAAACUAUAUUGAAUUGAUUAAGAUAAAAAUGGAAAUGUCUGCUUGCGUCAUUGAAAUUAUUAUGCAUGAAUGAUUAUUUUAAUAUUCAGAUACUUUGAGUUUGAAUUGCAAACUCAAUUGUAACUACCUACAUAUUGUCUAGUUCGUUUUCAUGCUACGUCAAUAUUCUACAAUUAUAUAAUAGAAUUUACACGGAUUCCCGCCAAAUCAUACUUUAACAGAUUCGGUAUAAUUAUAGUUAUUAAAAUUUGGAGCAUCAUUAAUUAUUACAAUGAAAGACGGAAGCAGAUUGUUGUCAAUCCUUCUGAAAGUUUCAGAAAAAGCAGCAAAUAUUGCAAGAGCUUGUAGGCAUAAUAAUGCCUUAUUUAAAUUGCUUGUACAAGAAAAGUCAGAGGCAGAAAAGAAUCCACGCUUUUUCCAAGAUUUCAAAACUUUGGCCGAUGUUCUUAUCCAAGAAACGAUUAAACAUGACAUAGGAUUAGAGUUUCCAGAACUCGCUAAGGUAGUACAAGGAGAAGAAACUAAUACAUUCAGUAACGCCAUGGGUGAAUCUAUAGUGGUUAAAGUAUGUCCAACUAUUGGAGAAACUACUCAACUAUUAGCCAAAGUGAUGGGUAGUGAUAUUGCAACUGCUGAAUUAUUAGCUACUGAAGUUCAUAAGGAUGUCCAAUUUUUAGAUAUUCCAAUGGUAGCAGAACUACCUUUGGGUUUUGAUAUUGACAUUUAUGAUCUUGGUAUAUGGAUAGAUCCAAUUGAUUCAACUGCUGAUUAUAUAAAUGGAGGUGAAAAGGUGGAUGAAGCCACUGGUGUACAUAUGAGUGGUUUACGAUGUGUCACUGUUUUGAUUGGAGUAUAUUUAAAAAGCACAGGCAUACCAAUUGUGGGAGUAGUCAAUCAACCUUUUUAUACUAAUGUGGAUUUGCAAUGGAAAGGCAACUGCUAUUGGGGAUUUGUAGAAAACAAUGUUAAAACAUGUUCUAUAAUGGAAGAAUUCACUGACAAAAAAAGAAUCAUUCUGAGUAGAGUUGAAGAUGAAAAUGUGAAAUGUAAACUUUUAGAUGCUGGUUUCACUCUAGUAGAAGCAGCUGGAGCUGGUUAUAAAAUAUUAAGCGUCGCUCUUGGUCAGGCCGAUGCUUAUAUUUUAUCCAAAGGAUCCACAUAUAAAUGGGAUACAUGUGGUCCACAAGCUCUUUUACGUUCUUUAAAUGGAGGUAUUAUUGAAUUUCAAGAUUUUGUAAAUAAUCCUGAUACGAAUUAUAUAGAUGUAAAAUAUUUAUCCACGUCCACCAAUUUUUCGAAUAGCAAUGGUUUGAUAGCAUAUCGAAAUUUUGAAACUUUGCAAACAUUAAAGUCGAUUUUAUGCAAGUAAUGAUACUAUGCCACAUAUUUAUUCUGUUAACUAGAUGUUAAUGGUGUUUGGAAGCUCUUUAAUUCAUGCUGCAUUCAUUAUUAAAAAUCCAAUUUUAUUUAUUUAUUUUUAAUUUUAAUGUUUUUAAUUUUUUAAUUAUUCGAUAACAGAAGUGUUAAAUGUUUAUCACGUAAUUGUAAAAUUGAAAGCUUUUAAACUACUUAGACAAAUGUUUAUUAUAUUUAAUGUAUAUUUUAUUAUUGAUUUAAUAAUUCUAAAAACAAGUCAUUCUCCUGUGAUGUUUAUGUAAGCUAACUCCCAUAGUUGUGCUUUCACUUUUAUCAAAAUAGAUUUUAAUAGGUUUCAACUCAAGGUAAGAUUUAAUCAAAUAAUUAUUACAUAUAAUUUUAACGUCAUAAAUUCAAUGAAAACAGUUUCAACUAAAAAUUUUAGAAAUUGAAAUCCAGUACAUGAAAAUUAAGUAUAGCUAUUAAUAAUACUUAAACUGAAAUAGGUGAACUUCAUUUGAAUUUUUAAAUAUUUGUUG
Messenger RNA from Frieseomelitta varia, 1960 nucleotides. RefSeq names its product inositol polyphosphate 1-phosphatase (gene Ipp). Bases 337 to 1434 code for a protein of 365 amino acids. Lineage: Eukaryota; Metazoa; Arthropoda; Insecta; Hymenoptera; Apidae. The transcript is spliced from 5 exons. Gene Ontology annotation, molecular function: inositol-1,4-bisphosphate 1-phosphatase activity. The record is from RefSeq and is a predicted model, not a curated record.